AUAAAAUAACAUCCUGAAAUCUUCAUACAGCUUUUUGUAAAAAAUUUGAAUUUAAAUAAUUAACGAAGAUAUUGUCUGAAAUAUAAUUUAACUAAAACGAUGGCUUCAACUAGUGCCGAUUCUCAAAGCACUACAGCGCAAAAAACGUGGAUCAUGGCAAACAACAUAGAAACAGUAUCUAGCGUCGAUGAAAUCUAUCGGUAUGAUAAAAAACAACAGCAAGAUAUUCUUGCAGCAAAACCAUGGGAGAAAGACCCUCAUUUCUUCAAAGACAUCAAAAUAUCGGCACUAGCUCUACUGAAAAUGGUUAUGCAUGCUCGUUCGGGAGGUACUUUGGAAGUGAUGGGUCUAUUACUUGGUAAAGUUGAUGCCAACACAAUGUUAGUGAUGGACUCAUUUGCAUUGCCUGUAGAGGGAACAGAGACCAGGGUUAAUGCCCAAGCACAAGCCUACGAAUACAUGACUGCUUACAUAGAGGCGGCAAAACAGGUUGGUCGUCAUGAGAAUGCCAUUGGCUGGUACCAUAGCCACCCUGGUUACGGUUGCUGGUUGUCUGGUAUUGAUGUCUCCACUCAGAUGCUCAACCAAAACUUCCAGGAGCCAUUUGUGGCGAUCGUUAUUGACCCAGUGAGAACUAUCUCGGCUGGAAAAGUGUGCCUCGGUGCUUUCAGAACAUACCCUAAGGGUUAUAAACCAGCUAAUGAAGAGCCAUCAGAGUACCAAACCAUACCUCUGAAUAAGAUAGAAGAUUUUGGUGUGCAUUGCAAGCAGUACUAUUCGUUGGAAGUAUCAUACUUCAAAUCGUCUCUGGACCGAAGGCUGCUGGACUCGCUGUGGAACAAGUACUGGGUGAACACACUCAGUAGUUCCAGUCUCAUCACAAAUGCGGAUUAUACAACUGGACAGAUAUUUGAUUUGUCCGACAAACUGGAACAGAGUGAAGUUUGUUUGAGUCGUGGUGUUUUCCUAGUCGCGGGCGCUGAUCCUCAUGAGAAGCGUUCCGAGGACAAACUGAGUAAAGCGACCAAAGAUGCCUGCAAGACAACUAUAGAAGUCAUCCAUGGUCUGAUGGCACAGAUGAUCAAGGACCGACUGUUUAACGGAAUCAGCGGCAGACCUACGUCUACACCCAUGAUUGAAUAAUUUAUAUCAAAAUUUAUUCAGAAUUUGAACGUAGAAAUUGUGAACACUUAUAAUUAUCCUCUCAUUUUGAAAUUCCCACUUGUAAUCCUAUAAUAAAUUAAGUUAAUUGAAU
Papilio polytes (common Mormon) is the source of this 1255-nucleotide messenger RNA. RefSeq names its product COP9 signalosome complex subunit 5 (gene CSN5). Gene Ontology annotation, molecular function: protein binding; deNEDDylase activity; metallopeptidase activity. Bases 100 to 1143 code for a protein of 347 amino acids. The record is from RefSeq and is a predicted model, not a curated record. The transcript has 6 exons. Lineage: Eukaryota; Metazoa; Arthropoda; Insecta; Lepidoptera; Papilionidae. Gene Ontology annotation, cellular component: cytoplasm; COP9 signalosome. Gene Ontology annotation, biological process: protein deneddylation.